Molecule: messenger RNA, 2702 nt
Organism: Notodromas monacha
Lineage: Eukaryota; Metazoa; Arthropoda; Ostracoda; Podocopida; Cyprididae
Source: the annotation of a GenBank genome assembly
UUUGUGGAAUUAUUUUCAGCAUAUAUUUUUCUAAAAUUCUCGAAAAUCCGUUGAAAAGGCUUUGCGCGAAACGAAUAUGGCUUUCAACCACGAACCCGGGACUUCCAUGAAAUGUUUGAGCAUUCCGAUCAAGUUAGUGAAGGAUCAGAUGAUUGAUGCCGAAGGACGCGAAAUUCGUCGUUGCGGAUUCAAAAUCGGCGGUGGAAUCGACCAAGACUUUACGAGAAGUCCCCAGGGUUACAUGGAUAACGGCAUUUACGUUACCGAAGUUCACGAGGGCAGCCCGGCUUCAGAAUCCGGCUUGAAGGUACACGACAAAAUCUUGCAGUGCAACGGCUACGAUUUCACCAUGGUGACACACAAAAAGGCUGUGAGCUAUAUUCAAAAACACCCAGUGCUAAGUUUACUCAUUGCCCGGAAGGGAGUGACACAUUCAAAGAUUCAGUUGCUUUGUUUGUCAUCGAUGGUUCGGGCUCGUGAAGGGUACGCUCCCGUUGAGAUGGAAGUCCACUCUUGCUGUUCAUCCAAAGCUGCUUGCGUCAUCGUAGCAGUUUUGGACAUGUUGUCGAGUUGUUCAAUUUUGGCUGCAGUUUUAUGGCUAGUCACGGUGUCUGAGCCUCAGAUAAUCGGCGCUAUUCUCAAUCUAAACCUGUGGGGCGUUGCCAUGUGGUUGGUUUUUCGAUCGAUCGUCAGUUUCUUCACGUCGACGCUAAUGAUUAUCGCAGUUGCCAGGGGGAACGAGUUUCUGAUGUUGCCUUGGCUGGUUUCUGCGGCCGCGUCUUUUUUUGGUGGAGCAGUUGUAGCUAUUGCGGCACCUCUUGGACUAGUGCUGCUUCGUGUUUCAGGACAGGACGACAGUUAUGCUGGUCCUGAUCCUAAGCUCUUGGUUGGAUCGUGCAUCCUGAUCAGUAUCGGAGUGGCCAUUGCGCUUUGCUUGUACUUCAUUCCACUCUCGCACUAUCUAAUUCUGCUGAAACGAUCGAAGAAAAUGAAACAACUGCCGCAAAACCAGGAUUCAAUGCAGUCGAUGUUACCCCUCCUGCGUCUUACUCACGAUCCUGGUCCUGAUCCUAAGCUCUUGGUUGGAUCGUGCAUCCUGAUCAGUAUCGGAGUGGCCAUUGCGCUUUGCUUGUACUUCAUUCCACUCUCGCACUAUCUAUUCUUGAAACUUUUGGAAGUACUUUUGGAGCGCAUAUUUCGACUCGUUAAUUCUGCUGAAACGAUCGAAGAAAAUGAAACAACUGCCGCAAAACCAGGAUUCAAUGCAGUCGAUGUUACCCCUCCUGCGUCUUACCCACGAUCGUACCUGAACUUGAAGCGUCUCGUUUGCAGCCAUCAUCCUUAUCUCAUUUUCAAGGAUCAAAAGUUGGGGAAGGACGACUCCAAUUACGCGCUGCAGAUUGCGCUGAAGCACAUGAAAGAUCGUUGUCAAAAGCAGCAAGCGAGGAUACAGGUUUUGGAAGAAGAAAACAAGCGUCUCAUCCAGAACAAGUCAGAGCUGUACAGCGAAAUUGGGAAGCUGCAGGAGCACAACAUACGUUUGCGAGAACGGAACCUGGCGCUGAACCAUGAAGUGCACAGCAAGCAUCAAGAGUCUUGCGACAUGCGGGAGAACAUUUCUUCCUUGUCCCGAGACCACGCGUCCUGCGCGUCUCAGUUGAACGGGCUUCAAAGCGACUGCGAGACGCUGAAAACGAAAGUGUCGCGGUUGACGGAGGAGAACAAGGAGCUGAAGCGACGGAGCUUUGAGUUGGCCAUUGGGGCCCUGACGAGUGUCGGCGUGCAAACGGAUUCUCUCACGGAAUCGCCGUCGUGUGAAAUCAAAGUGGAGCGUGUUGCAAGGGCUCAAUCGCCGCUUGGGCGAUUGACGUCUUGGAUUGGAGGAAGAAAAAGUGUUGCCAAAGAUUCUGGAACGGGUUUGGAAGUUCCCGCGGACCCGCCGAGUUUGAAGGAGAGGGAAGACAAAAACGGGUUUCUAGUGGUUGAUGUGUUGGACCAGAAAGUGCCGACGAGUGAUGACGAUUCUUUGUUGCACGACACUUUGUCCAAGUCGGAUCAGAAGGGCAUUCGACUGCGUGAUACGGCUCUUCGGCAACGAACCUUGCUGAAACGAUGCCUCGACUACUUACGACUCGUCGAACGCAAUGCUGGCAACAAGAUUUUGAGACUAGAUUGUGAGAAGGAUUUUGAUCGGGAACAAGACCGUGAUUGUUCGAGCGUCGAACUCCCUGUAUCUGACAGAACCGCGAAACAUUCCGACUCUUCUCACCAUUCAACAUGUUCCCGGUGCGACUCUUCCAAGCUGGCCAACAGCGACAAAUCCGUCGGCACGACGGAAAGUUUCGCCGACGAGGUCAUCGACAAUUGUGCCACCAUGGUCUGUGUCGAGCCGUGCUCCACCUCCACCCGGGUUUGUCCCAUGUGCGAACAAGUCUUCCCGGUGUCCAUGUCAUUCAAGGAAUUCGAGGCCCACGUCACUGCACAUUUUGUUUCCGGUGACUCGUUGAUUGGGGAGUUUGAAGAUCUCGAUCUUUCGAUUCAGGGCGGCGAGACGACGCAUUUGUUCGACGUGCGGUCGUGAGGUUGUGAUCGUUAAUUGGGUCGUCGGUGGAGGGUUUCUUCCUUGUUGCGAAAAAGUCACUGGUAUAUUUUUAUUGCACGAAUCUCUGGGAUUAAAAUAUUUAAUUUGUGAUACACGCUCA